AUGGCGACCCAAGCCCAGCCGCCGGAGCAGCUUACUAUACUGCCUCCACCGCAGCCUCCGGCACCCGAUCACCACCACCAGGCUCAGCUACACCACCAAGUUUUGGCUGGGAUAGCCGCUCCGCAGCUAUCCCAGCAGCCUCAUGUAGCUCUGCCAGGCUACCAGCCGGGCUACCAGCCGGGUUACCAGCUUCCGCCGCCGCUAUACCACCCAGCCGCUCACCCCGCCCACCCGGCCGCCCACCCGAUUUUUCAACCACCGCUCGCGUACGGCCCCGCCCACAGAGGCCUCGCGAUAGGGCUUCAAAAUGGGCCUCCGGGUGCCCGUUUCGGCCACCUCGACCGCCCGGCUGUCGCGCAACAUCCCCAUCCUCCAUACUACUUGCCUCUCCACCCAAAUUUACCGUCAAACUCGGGUGGCGAAAGGCGCGAUGAUGAUUGGGAGCCCCAUUACAGUCAGCCAACGCGAUCGUCGUACUACGCCGGCCAUAGCUUUUUCGGUGAGUAG
Exserohilum turcica Et28A is the source of this 507-nucleotide messenger RNA. RefSeq lists its product as uncharacterized. The record is from RefSeq and is a predicted model, not a curated record. The transcript has a single exon. Lineage: Eukaryota; Fungi; Ascomycota; Dothideomycetes; Pleosporales; Pleosporaceae. Bases 1 to 507 code for a protein of 168 amino acids.